Xiphias gladius (swordfish) is the source of this 2078-nucleotide messenger RNA. It is a transcript of the gene dnaaf11, whose product is annotated as dynein axonemal assembly factor 11. Gene Ontology annotation, biological process: outer dynein arm assembly. Bases 131 to 1564 code for a protein of 477 amino acids. The record is from RefSeq and is a predicted model, not a curated record. The transcript has 13 exons. NCBI's taxonomy places the organism in Eukaryota, Metazoa, Chordata, Actinopteri, Istiophoriformes, Xiphiidae. Gene Ontology annotation, molecular function: protein binding. Gene Ontology annotation, cellular component: cytoplasm.
CUCGGCUCUUAAGUUGACGAGCGACAGAAAAGAUGGACGAAAUCAGCUCUCAGGCGUGGCGUAGUUUCCCCACGGCACCCGAACGCAGCACCGGUCGGGUUUCCACAGCAACGCCUGACAACAGAAGAAGAUGGUUUACAUCACAGAGGACAUGGUCCGCCGGCGAGCCGAGCACAACGAGUGCGAGAUCUCCUCCUUGGAGGAAGUUUCUCUUCAUCAGCAGGACAUCGAGAGGAUCGAACACAUCGACAGGUGGUGCAGGGACCUGAGGAUCCUCUACCUGCAAAACAACCUGAUCCCCAGGAUAGAGAAUCUCAGCCGCCUGAAGAAACUGGAGUAUUUGAAUCUGGCCUUAAACAACAUUGAAGUCAUUGGAAACCUUGAAGGCUGCGAGAGCCUCCAGAAGCUGGACCUGACGGUGAACUUUGUUGGGCGUCUGAGCAGCGUGGAGUCUCUGAAACACAACAUCCACCUCAGAGAGCUGUUUCUGGUGGGCAACCCCUGCACCGAGUUUGAGGGCUACAGGCAGUACGUGGUGGCCUCUCUGCCCCAACUCAGGUGGCUGGACGGGACGGAGAUCAGACGGUCAGAGAGGAUUCGAGCCUCUCAGGGACUGGAGGAGGUGAAGAGGCGAGUCCUGGAGCAGGAGGAGGAAUACCUGAGGAGGAGAGCCAAGGAGAAAGAGGAGGUGCAGAGGAAGGCUGCAGGAGAGGAUGGAGGAAACAAGGAGAGGAAAGCAGGCUUCGACGGCCGCCGGUACACUGACGUCAGCCACACAGUUCCAAGGUUGGAGGAGAAUAAGGAGAACCAGGAGGUGGAGGAGAACACACAGCUGAGGACGACGAGACCCGACUUAGAUGAGGAGCAACGGGAGAGGGAGUUCUGGCACACGCCGUGUUCAUUCACCCCUGAAUCUCGACUGGAGGCUCACCGCCACCUGGAGGAGAAAAGAAGGGCAAAGGAGAAGGAGAGAGAGAAGAAACCGAAGCCCCCAAGGACCCUGAUCACUGCCGAUGGACGAGUCAUGAAUGUCAACGAGCCCAAGCUGGAUUUCUCUCUAACUGAGGACGAAGAAAACAACUCCAUUGUCUUAGACUUGGCAGUGUACAGACACAUGGACACCUCCCUGAUCGACGUGGAUGUUCAGCCAACGUACGCCAGAGUCAACGUCAAAGGAAAGAUAUUUCAGAUGGUUCUGCCUGCUGAAGUGAAGCCCGACAGCUCGACAGCCCAGAGGUCCCAAACCACCGGACAUCUGGUCCUCACCAUGCCCAGGGCUGAAGGUGAAAUCAAAGUGACAAAGACCGUCCCACGUCCACCCAGAGCAUGUCAAAACAGACGCAGCAGCUCGCCUCAGGAUCAUAAAAGAAAAAAUAACUUUCCUGAGCGGCUGGAAGUGGACCCCAGCAAGCACACAGCCCUCGACCUCGCCAACAUCGUACCACGCCAGAGCACCAAAGAGGGUCCGCUGGAACCAUCCAGGACGGCUCCCCCUGCCGCCACAGUUCACAGCAGCUUCUCGGAUGGGUUUGUGGAUGACCCCGAUGUCCCCCCACUCAUAUAAGACUUUAAAAAAUAACAUCGGCUGUUUAGGCAACUGUUCCCAAAGCCUUGUUUCCGAAGCGUUCAACUCUGUAGCACAAAAUCAGCCAAAAUUAAGUGAUACAUCAACCUGGUUGCUAAAGGCGGGAACGCUGUGAAACUACCGAUACAGUAGGUACAAAUGUAAAGGUCUUCCAGGGGUGUUUGAAAGAUCUUGAGAAAAUAUCAACCAGAUUCACAGCGUUUCGAACCAGUAAGCUUUUGGAAUGUGUUGGACCUUUACUUAACAUUGUGUUUCCUGUCACAUUUUACUAAAAGAGUCAAUAAACCAACAAGACACACUGACAACAUUUGCAAGCAUUUAGCUUCUGCUAAUUUCCCACCCUGACACCCCUCGGAAAAUAUAUUUACUAAUUUCCUGAAAAUGAAGGACACUGCACCCAAAGAAACAGUGUAAAUAUCAAUGUUAAAUCCUGAUAUGCAUGUUCCUAAAAUAUUUAGGGCAAAGUGGGGACAUUGAGGUUGGUGGUCGGCAC